GAAGAUAAUCGUCAGUGGAGAAAGCCAGCCUGUCUCUGUGCCUGAGCCAGCAGGCACUUCAGGAUGUGGAACAGCAACAGUUAAAGCUCCAGAACCUUUGACCCGAUCAGAAACACCAGGCUCAGACACCAGGCAAGGCUGGUCCAAAAUGGGUUCUUUCUAUCUUCCAGCUACUUUGGCACUCAUCAGUAGAGCAAAGCCUCGCCCUCGCACUUCCCCUGUUUCUGGUGACUUUGGGUGCUCAGUGUGCCACAAGAUCUUUCCCCUGCAGCGCAUGCUGACCCGCCACCUGAAGUGCCACAGCCUGGUAAAGAGACAUCCUUGUCGAUUUUGUGGCAAAGGAUUCAACGACACUUUUGACUUGAAGAGGCACAUGCGAACGCACACAGGUAUUCGACCCUACAAAUGUGAGCUGUGUGAGAAAGCUUUCACACAACGUUGCUCUCUGGAGUCCCACAUGAGGAAGAUCCACGGUGUUCACCAACAGUACGCCUAUCGACAGAGACGAUCUAAAAUCUUUGUGUGUGAGGACUGCGGUUACACUUCGAGUCGUCCUGAUGAGUACUUCCUUCAUGUGAGACAGCAUCACCCGAGCAGUCCUGCCCUUCGUAGAUACUAUCGACGYCAGGCGCACGAGAACAGCAGCUUUGCAUCAGCAGAUCCUAAACUUAACCCCUAUCUGUUGUACUCUACCCCUGCAUACUACAUGUAGUACUCAUUCCCAUCACUUGCAUCCAUUCUUUAUCAAUUAAUCAAUGCCUGCUUUGAUUUAAUACUGUGUAAUAAUUAAAAUAUUUGUGC
Austrofundulus limnaeus is the source of this 801-nucleotide messenger RNA. Its product is annotated as putative transcription factor Ovo-like 1. The record is from RefSeq and is a predicted model, not a curated record. The transcript is spliced from 3 exons. Bases 149 to 712 code for a protein of 187 amino acids. NCBI's taxonomy places the organism in Eukaryota, Metazoa, Chordata, Actinopteri, Cyprinodontiformes, Rivulidae. Gene Ontology annotation, molecular function: RNA polymerase II cis-regulatory region sequence-specific DNA binding; DNA-binding transcription factor activity, RNA polymerase II-specific. Gene Ontology annotation, biological process: regulation of transcription by RNA polymerase II; epidermal cell differentiation. Gene Ontology annotation, cellular component: nucleus.